Messenger RNA from Didymosphaeria variabile, 1854 nucleotides. It is a transcript of the gene DBP3, whose product is annotated as RNA-dependent ATPase. Lineage: Eukaryota; Fungi; Ascomycota; Dothideomycetes; Pleosporales; Didymosphaeriaceae. The record is from RefSeq and is a predicted model, not a curated record. Gene Ontology annotation, biological process: rRNA processing. The transcript is spliced from 2 exons. Gene Ontology annotation, cellular component: nucleolus. Bases 1 to 1854 code for a protein of 617 amino acids. Gene Ontology annotation, molecular function: RNA binding; ATP binding; RNA helicase activity.
AUGGGCAAACGCGCAAUUGCUGAUGUGAUCGCCGACGAAGGGGCUCCUGUGACGAGUGACUCCUUGUCUAGGAAGAAGAGCAAAAAAGACAAGAGCGAAAAGCGACAGAAGAACACCGCAGCCGUCGAGUCGGAACCCACUACCAAUGGAACUUCUACGCCCAUGGUGGUGGAUGAGGCGGUGAAUAGCGAGGAGAAGCUGUCUAAGGAAGAGCGCAAGGCUGCGAAGAAGGCGAGACGUGAGGCGAAGGAGGCUAAGAAUACUGCAGAAGCGCAAGAAGAUACUGUGAAUGGCGCCGUGGAAGACGAGGCCGCUGCAAAGGCCGCGCGCAAAGCUGCGCGCAAGGCAGAGAAGGCCGAAAAGAAGUCUAAGAAGGGAGCUGAAGGGGAAAGUAAGACCGCAUCCAAGCUCACUCCGGCAAAGACCUCCGCUAUUCCUUCCACCGUACAGUCCUCUGCAACUACCCCAGAGUCAGCGUCCAAGACUGAUGGGCUUGCGUAUGAAGAGAACAAAGGUCUGGCGGCCCUCCCGCAGUCAGAGAUCGAUUCGUACCUUACCACUAACGCUGUCACCAUCGAUGACCCUCGAUCCCAAAAGCUUCGCCCUAUCAUGAAGUUCGACUACCUGCCGGUAACCGACGAAGCUCAACGCGCUCCUUUCAAGACUUUCACGGCGCCCACACCUAUACAAGCAGUGACAUGGCCCGCGCUGUUGUCAGGGAGGGACAUGGUUGGAGUUGCCGAAACUGGUUCUGGCAAGACGUUGGCUUUCGGUGUGCCCUGCGUGCGCUUUAUCACCUCGCUGCCAAAGAAGCAGCAGAAGGGCGUCAAGGCUGUCAUCGUUUCGCCUACCCGAGAGCUGGCUGUACAGAUCCAUGACCAGCUUGUUUCGCUAGCUACCCCAGCUGGUCUUCAAGUGGUUUGCGUUUAUGGUGGUGUACCAAAGGACCCUCAGGUCAGAGCAAUAAAGACUGCAUCAAUUGUUGUUGCUACGCCCGGUCGCUUGAACGACUUGAUUGGGGACGGUUCAGCCGAUCUAAGCAGCGCACAAUAUGUCGUACUCGAUGAGGCUGAUCGAAUGCUUGACAAGGGGUUUGAGGAGGCUAUCAGGCAGAUCAUCAGCCAAACGCCGACGAAGAGACAAACGCUCAUGUUUACAGCGACUUGGCCGCCCUCUGUCCGUGAGCUUGCGUCUACCUUCAUGCAGUCGCCUGUAAAGAUCACGAUCGGCGACAACGUCUCCGGCGAGCUUCGCGCGAACACGCGUAUCAAGCAACUGGUCGAGGUUGUUGACCCUCGCGGCAAGGAACAGCGUCUUCUCCAAUUAUUGAAACAGUAUCAGUCGGGGAAGAACAAGGAAGACCGCAUUCUCGUCUUUUGUCUAUACAAGAAGGAAGCCGUGCGCAUAGAGAACUUCAUUCGCAUGAAAGGCUUCCGUGUAGGGGGUAUUCACGGCGAUCUCAGCCAGGAUAAGCGUAGUGCUUCGCUGCAAGCAUUCAAAGAGGGCCAUGUUCCUCUUUUGGUUGCUACCGAUGUUGCCGCCCGUGGUCUGGACAUCCCGGCCGUCAAAGUGGUAAUCAAUGUGACCUUCCCCCUGACAGCCGAGGACUACGUGCAUCGCAUUGGCAGAACCGGUCGUGCCGGGAAAGAAGGCCUUGCGAUCACAUUGUUUACAGAGCACGAUAAGGCUCUGUCUGGAGCGUUGAUCAACGUUUUGAAGGCUGCCAACCAGGCCGUGCCCGAAGACCUCCUCAAGUUCGGUACGACCGUUAAGAAGAAGGAGCACGGAGCAUACGGAGCUUUCUACAAGGAUGUAGACAUGACGAAGAAAGCAACGAAGAUAUCGUUCGAUUAA